AUGUCGAGACAGGUGCCGCUCGAGCGGACACGGAACAUUGGCAUCAUGGCCCACAUCGAUGCCGGCAAGACGACGACGACCGAAACGGGUGCUGUUCUAUACCGGCAUCACCUACAAGAUAGGCGAGGUGCACGACGGAACCGCGGUGAUGGACUGGAUGGCCCAGGAACAGGAGCGGGGCAUCACCAUCACCUCCGCCGCCACGACGUGCAUGUGGCGCGGCAACCGAAUCAAUAUCAUCGACACCCCGGGGCAUGUGGACUUCACGGCGGAAGUCGAACGAUCGCUGCGCGUGCUGGACGGCGCCGUGGCCGUGUUCGAUGCGGUGGGCGGCGUGGAGCCGCAAUCCGAGACGGUCUGGCGUCAGGCCGACAAGUACCGGGUGCCGCGCAUCUGUUUCGUGAACAAGAUGGACCGCGUGGGGGCCGAUUUCGGGCGUACGCUGACGCAGAUUCGCGAGAAGCUCCAGGCGAACCCGGUGGCGGUCCAGCUUCCGCUCGGGGCGGAAGACGGUUUCGCCGGCGUGAUCGAUCUGGUCGCCAUGAAGGCGGUUCGAUAUCGGGACGAAUCGCUCGGCGCCGAAUCGGUGCUCGAGGAGAUUCCGGUCGCCGCCUCGACGAGGCGACGGCGGCGCGAGAGGCGUUGAUCGAGAAGGUCUGCGAGGUCGAUGACCGGUUGCUCGAGAAGUACCUGCACGGGGAGCCGAUCGCGGCCGAGGAGAUCGUCCCAAUCCUGCGCCGGCGGACCAUCGAGUCGCUCGUGCCGGUGUUGUGCGGCAGCGCCUUCAGGAACAAGGGGGUGCAGCCCUUGAUCGAUGCGGUGGUCGACUAUCUGCCGUCGCCGGCUGAUAUUCCCGCCGUGACCGGGACGGCGCCCGAUGGCGAUACGGUGCUCGAGCGACCGGCCCGGGACGAGGCGCCGUUCUCGGCCCUGGCGUUCAAGAUCAUGACCGAUCCCUACGUCGGUCAGCUUGCCUUCAUACGCGUGUACUCCGGCGUGAUGGCCAGCGGAGCAACCAUCUACAACCCGCGGUUGGGCCGCCGGGAGCGUAUCGGCCGCCUGUUGAAGAUGCACGCCAACAAGCGGGAAGAUAUCCAGCAGGUCUACUCCGGUGACAUUGCCGCCGCGGUCGGACUGAAGACGGUGGGCACCGGCGACACGAUUUGCGAUCGCGCGCAUCCGGUCCUGCUCGAGACCAUGGAGUUUCCGACUCCGGUCAUCACGCUGGCGAUCGAGCCGAAGACCAAGGCGGACCAGGAGAAGCUCGGCCAGGGGUUGGCGAAGCUCACCACCGAAGAUCCGACGUUCCAGGUCCGGACCGAUGACGAGACCGGGCAGGUGGUGGUGUCCGGGAUGGGCGAGCUCCACCUGGAGAUCAUCGUCGACCGGCUUCGGCGGGAGUUCGGGGUGGCGGCGACGGUCGGCCGCCCGCAGGUCGCCUAUCGCGAGACCCUCACCAGGCCGGCGCUGGCGGAGGGACGAUACGUCAAGCAGACGGGCGGGCGCGGUCAGUACGGCCACGUCAAGCUGCGCGUCGUGCCCAGGCCGGCAGGGGACGGGUUCGUCUUCGAGAACCGCAUAUUCGGUGGUGCGAUCCCGAAGGAGUUCAUCGCGUCGGUCGAGGCGGGAGUGCGAGAGGCGGUGACGACCGGCAUUCUCGCCGGAUACCCCAUCGAGGAUGUGGUCGUCACGCUCCUCGACGGUUCCUCGCACGAUGUCGACUCGUCGGAAAUGGCGUUCAAGAUUGCGGGGUCGAUGGCAUUUCGGAAUGCCGCCCGUCAGGCCGUCCCGGUACUGCUGGAACCGAUCAUGAAGGUCGAGGUGGUGGUGCCGGAGGUGUACAUGGGUGACAUCAUCGCCGAUAUCAACGCGCGCCGCGGCAGGGUCAAGUCGAUGGAAGCCCAUGGCGGGACGCAGAUCAUCAAUGCGCGGGUGCCGCUGUCGGAGAUGUUCGGCUACGCAACGGAACUGCGUUCCCGCACGCAGGGGCGCGCUACCUACACGAUGCAUUUCGAUCGCUAUGAUCAGGUCCCGCCGGCGGUCAGCGAGGAGAUCGUCGCGCGUAUUCAGGGAAGAUAA
This is a messenger RNA of Geodia barretti, 2079 nucleotides long. Lineage: Eukaryota; Metazoa; Porifera; Demospongiae; Tetractinellida; Geodiidae. The record is from the annotation of a GenBank genome assembly.